AUGCAUUACAUCCAUUUCGUCUUCUUCUAUUUCCUUCAACUAAGCCAUGCUCAAACUAUUGAAGCGCAAACGGUACAGACAGAGCCACUGGAUUUAUCAAUGUCAAAAAUAAGAAAGGAACAAAGUGAACAACAAGAGCAACAUGUUUUAGUCAAAGAAGAAGUGGAAAAACCGGCAGAAUUAUUAGAUUUAUCAGCUGAAAAAGAGAAUAUUGAACAAGAUAGUUAUGAACAACAGGAAGGAUUAUUGAAUUUACCAUUCAAGAAGCGAUUCAAGAAAAUCCAUCGCUCUUCAGCUAAUGAUGCAAUUAGUAAAAAGGUAGAGUUAUUGCAUGAGCAAAGAGCUGAAGAAGGACAUAAAAAAAAAGAGUGUGAAAAGUAUCAAAAGGUAGUAGGAAACCAUAAUCGGCAUGUGAUAAGUCAUACCCCUGAAAAGCUAAAUUAUUGUCCUGUAUGCAAGAGACCAUUCAGUUACCUGGCAAAUAUGAGACGUCAUAUGAAAGCUGUUCAUAGCUUAUAG
Molecule: messenger RNA, 519 nt
Organism: Brugia malayi
Lineage: Eukaryota; Metazoa; Nematoda; Chromadorea; Rhabditida; Onchocercidae
Exons: 2
Coding region: 1-519 (172 amino acids)
Source: RefSeq, a predicted model, not a curated record